Messenger RNA from Hypanus sabinus (Atlantic stingray), 1663 nucleotides. RefSeq names its product GMP reductase 2. Lineage: Eukaryota; Metazoa; Chordata; Chondrichthyes; Myliobatiformes; Dasyatidae. The coding region runs from base 243 to 1280 and encodes 345 amino acids. The record is from RefSeq and is a predicted model, not a curated record. Gene Ontology annotation, biological process: nucleotide metabolic process. The transcript has 9 exons. Gene Ontology annotation, cellular component: GMP reductase complex. Gene Ontology annotation, molecular function: GMP reductase activity.
CACGCUGUCCUUUCCUGCCGCAGGAGUGAAGUAGUGACGGCGGUGGGGGAACAGACGGCGCGAGACUCUCCCUCGAGACCACCGCGUGAGGGUUGGAGGAUCACAUGACCGGGUCCCGAAGGCGCCAAGUCGGCCGAUCACGUGGCGAGCAGGAGGAGGAAGCCAUUUUGUGACCACCACCACCCCCCCCCCAACAACAAAGGCCAAGUACCCCGUAAAGAACCCCCUGCCCCCAAGGGAGAAUGCCCCGAAUAGACAACGACAUUAAGCUGGACUUCAAGGACGUCCUGCUCCGGCCCAAGCGGAGCACGCUGAAAAGCCGGAGCGAGGUGGACUUGAAGAGGAGCUUCUUGUUCCGUAACUCCAAGCAGUCGUACAGCGGCAUCCCCAUCAUAGCGGCCAACAUGGACACGGUCGGAACGUUCGAGAUGGCGAAAACCCUGGCCAAGUUCUCGCUGUUCACUGCCAUUCACAAACAUUACACCCUGGAGGAGUGGAAGGAGUUUGCUGUCAGUAACCCCGACUGUCUGCAGAAUGUGGCAGCCAGUUCCGGCACUGGGCCCAACGAUUUUGAGAGGCUGACGUCAGUGCUGGAGUUGCUGCCCGGGAUCCACUAUAUCUGCCUGGACGUGGCCAACGGAUACUCCGAACACUUUGUGGAGUUUGUGAAGGAUGUUAGGAAGAAGUUCCCAAAUCACACCAUCAUGGCAGGAAAUGUGGUGACCGGUGAGAUGGUGGAGGAACUCAUCUUGGCUGGAGCUGACAUCAUCAAAGUCGGCAUUGGACCAGGCUCGGUGUGUACCACCAGGAAGAAGACGGGCGUGGGCUACCCGCAGCUCAGUGCGGUGAUCGAGUGCGCCGACGCUGCCCAUGGACUCAAUGGCCACAUCAUCUCAGAUGGAGGCUGCACCUGUCCAGGAGACGUGGCCAAAGCCUUCGGGGCCGGGGCCGACUUUGUGAUGCUGGGCGGCAUGUUUGCGGGUCACAGCCAGUGCGGAGGAGACACGAUUGAGAAGAACGGCAAGCAGUACAAGCUCUUCUACGGCAUGAGCUCAGAGACGGCCAUGAAGAAACACACCGGUGGCGUGGCCGAGUACCGGGCGUCAGAGGGGAAGACGGUGGAGGUGGAGUACAAAGGUGACGUGGAACACACAAUCCGGGACAUCCUGGGUGGGGUGCGCUCCACCUGUACCUACGUGGGAGCUGCCAAACUGAAGGAGCUCAGCCGGAGGACCACCUUCAUCCGGGUCACUCAGCAGCUCAAUGCCAUCUUCAACUAGUCUGCAGGCAGCUGCUGCUUCCCUGAACAUUCCCACAAUCCCAUCACUCACUGAGGAACAGUGCCCUGUCCCUGGGAGUGUGUGGAAGGACCCUCACCUCUGGCUUUUACUCAAGACUUCCCUUCUAGUACAAUGUAUUCUGUCUGGGACCACUGGCUUGCAGUUGGGACCAUCUGCUCCUCGUGCCUGACCAGGUCAUUGCUUCAGCCACCAUGGUUCAAUUACUCUGUGUAAUUGGAGAAAGUGAUGGGGCGAGACCCUGGCACUGCAUCUGCAGAAACUGAGUGGCUGUGGCCUCUUCACUGCCACUCCACCUGGGCUGCUGCGUUCUGUAAAACCACGUUCAGUUCUGAUAAUAAAAAGGCAUGGUUCUUUACAGAAAA